Molecule: messenger RNA, 2204 nt
Organism: Bombyx mori (domestic silkworm)
Lineage: Eukaryota; Metazoa; Arthropoda; Insecta; Lepidoptera; Bombycidae
Exons: 1
Coding region: 171-1097 (308 amino acids)
Molecular function (GO): oxidoreductase activity, acting on single donors with incorporation of molecular oxygen; ferrous iron binding; zinc ion binding
Source: RefSeq, a predicted model, not a curated record
AUUAUUGUCAAAGCGGGUGAUUUCUUAUUUUCAUAUGAUCUUGACGUGAUCUUGACUGAUUUCAUGAUGAACAAAUAAUCAUAGAUUAUACACUUAAUAUAUUCGAGACAAAUAAUGGUUUAACUAUAAAUUAGUUUGUAGUUUUUAAAACCUAGACAUAAACUGUUUUCAUGCUGAUUCUUAAUACGUUGACUAUAUUAAUACAAGUAGUUUUUAUAGUGUUUAUGUCAAUAUUGUCAAUGAAUAUAUUAAAAUAUUUCACUGGUACUUUAAGAACAAUGGCCACGGUUGCUCCUGCUCUAUUCGUCAACCAUGGAGGUGGACCUCUGCCGCUGUUGGGGGACAAGGAACACGCUGGACUAACUGUAUUCCUGAGAGACGAAGUUAAAAAGCAUGUGAACCUAAAAGAAUUGAAAGCGAUAAUACUGGUCACAGCGCACUGGGAGGAAGACGUCGUUACCAUUUCAUCCGGUAAACACCACGAUUUAUACUUUGACUACUACGGCUUCCCCCCUGAAUCAUACAAAUACAGAUACGACGCGCCAGGGAAUCCUGAAUUGGCCAAUAGAAUACACGAAAAACUUAAAAACUCCGGUAUAGACUCUAAAUUAGAUCCAAAACGAGGUUGGGACCACGGAGUUUUCGUUCCGAUGCUUCUGAUUAAUCCCGCGGCAGACAUUCCCAUAGUACAAAUAUCCGUAUUGAACAGUCAAGAUCCAAAGAAGCAUUAUGAAUUAGGCGAAGCACUUCAGGAGUUCCGCAAAGAGGGUAUCGCUAUCCUAGGCUCCGGUAUGUCCUACCAUAACAUGAGAGAGUUCAGGUUCGGACGAAACCAAGACCACGUUGUAAACACGGAAUUCGAUGAGUACUUAACCAAAGUGUGUACGGCUAAAGAUGAGAAAUCAAGACGAGAAGGUUUGUAUUCUUGGAGAGACCAGCCCGGGGCCACAGAGGCACAUCCAGUGCGAGCCGCUGAGCAUUUUAUGCCAUUGAUCGUUGUGGCUGGUGCGGGUGGGACAGCCCAAGGCGAAAGAAUCUUCAAUUGGGAUAUGGCUAAUACGUUUAGAUUGAGUGCCUUCAUAUGGAAAGGCUUGUAAACUAAAAGUUUAGGUUCCAGUAUUGAAACCUAUAAUUGAGUCGUCUAUUAUCAAAGGCGGCAAUCUGUACAUUUGGACAAAAAUUUUUUAUUGAUAUGUCAAUACAGAUUUAUUUGAAUAUAAUCGUCUCCUUCAAAGAAUACGGUUCAAAACCUGCAUUAAAUAAAGGUUAAUAGUUAACCUGUUAUUUAUCUAAGAUGUCGUUCCGAAGAGUUUUGUGACUGCCAAUGGAAUACAAAGUCAAUAAUUCGUUUUUCUGAUUUACCAAUCAUUGUCCAAAAGUCAGAUUGCCGCCUUUGAUAAUAGUCGACUCAAUUAAAGCAUUCUUUGGUAAUGGGUAUAAGUGUUUUUAUAGCAGAACUCGGGAGCUUUGAAGUUGAUUGAUAAGAAAUAUAUAUCGCGUUUAGUCUACAAACAUACUUUUUCUUCAUCUAUUACUAAUAAUUGUUUUGGAUUUAUGUAACACAGAUAAAUAACGGAUUUAAUUAGGUACAAAGAUAUACAAUAUAGGAUUAUUUAAUAUGUCGCUCAAACCAAAUAACCCUUCACUAGAUAAUAUUAAAAUUUAAAAACUAUUAGUGUAUAUAAAAUUUAUUAUUGACGAUAAAUAGCACCCUUAGAAUUAAAGUGGCUUAACUAGAAAUGUAAAGACAAUAUGAGUUUUAUACAUUGAACGCCUUACAUAAAUGCAUUCUAUCGGAUUAUAAAAUUGACAAUUCUCAUUUAGUUUUACUGGUGGUAGAACCUCUUGUAAGUCCACACUGGUAGGCACCACCACCCUGCCUAUUUCUGCUGUGAAGCAGUAAUGCGUUUCGGUUUGAAGAGUGUGGCAGCCGUUGUAACUAUACUGAGACCUUAGAACUUAUAUCUCAAGGUGGGUAACUACUUAACACCAGGCGGGCUGUGAGCUCGACCACACAUCUACGCAAUAAAAAAAACAUAAUAACUAUAGUUGUGAUUAUUGUUAUAAAGUGACUUGUUUUGUCAAAAAAGUGCCUUUUCAUUAGAACAAUAAUUUUUGUCUGUUUACAUAAAUAUUAGAAUGUAUAUUUUAUUAAAUCAAUGUUUAUAGUUUAUUAUACAAGAAUUAAAUGUUAUGCAAAUUGG